Molecule: messenger RNA, 1001 nt
Organism: Silurus meridionalis
Lineage: Eukaryota; Metazoa; Chordata; Actinopteri; Siluriformes; Siluridae
Product: ADP-ribosylation factor 4-like
Exons: 6
Coding region: 194-736 (180 amino acids)
Biological process (GO): vesicle-mediated transport; intracellular protein transport
Cellular component (GO): cytoplasm; plasma membrane
Molecular function (GO): GTPase activity; GTP binding
Source: RefSeq, a predicted model, not a curated record
CCUGCACGCGAGUGCGCGUUGGAAGCGCGCGCGUGUCCCUGUUUCCGUAUUCAACUCAAAGCGAAAGCGAGCGCGCUCACGGUAUAUAAGUCAGGGAGCGUGGCUUUUCUCCUCACACACACACACACACACACCGAGAGCAACAUCUGAGGAGGAACAGAUUUCUGAGUCUGACAGCUUUUCUCUGUGUACAAUGGGUCUGAUCUUCUCCUCCAUCUUCUCCCGCUUUAUCAAUAAGAAGCAGAUGAGGCUACUGAUGGUUGGUCUGGAUGCAGCCGGAAAGACGACCGUCCUGUACAAACUCAAACUGGGGGAAAUCGUCACAACCAUUCCUACUGUUGGCUUUAACGUCGAGACGGUCGAGUACAAGAACAUUUCGUUCACUGUGUGGGACGUAGGAGGUCAGACUGUCAUUAGACCGCUCUGGAGACACUACUAUCAGAACACUAUGGGCAUCAUUUUUGUGGUGGACAGCAGCGACCGUGAGCGCAUCCAGGAGGCUUCUAUGGAGCUGCAGAUGAUGCUUGAGGACGAUGAACUGAGGGACGCCACUGUGUUGGUUCUUGCAAACAAACAGGAUUUGCCGAACGCAAUGCCGGUCCACGAGAUGACAGAGAAAUUAAGGUUACAUUCACUAAAGGGACGGCCUUGGUACGUCCAGUCCACUUGUGCGAUAAAUGGAUCCGGAUUAUAUGAAGGACUCGACUGGCUUUCAAACCAACUCUCCAAAUUAUAAAAUUAUAAGAAAAAAUAAAUGUACUCUCCAAAUAAAAAAAAUAUAAAAUUCAUUGCACUAAAUAAAUGUAUAUGGAAGUAUACUGUACUGAUGUGCCAAUAAAUAAUAUGUAAUUUAUUUAAUAUAUAAUACUAUAAUUUUUAUUGUAGCUAUUUUAUUGUAGAGCCUUUCUUUAUCUUGUAUCUCGCAAUAUUUUAUAUUUAUUUAAUAUAUGUUAUAUUCUUAGUUCCUGGGAUUUUGCUUUACAAAUGGCUGAAAAUUUACA